CAUUAUUAUAUACAGCUGUGCAAAAAAAAUUAGAGACUACUUCAGUUUAUGAACCAGUUUCUCUGAUUUUGCUAUUUAUAGGUAUAUGUUUGAGUAAAAUGAACAUUGUUUUUUUAUUCUAUAAACUAUGGACAGCAUUUCUCCCAAAUUCCAUAUAAAAAUAUUGUCAUUUAGAGCAUUUAUUUGCAGAAAAUGGCUGAAAUAACAAAAAAUGCAGAGCUUUCAGAUAAUGCAAGGAAAACCAGUUCAUAUUCAUAAAGUUCAGAAAUCAAUAUUUGCUGGAAUAACCCUGGUUUUAAUCACAGUUUUCAUGCAUCUCCUCCACCAGUCUUACACACUGCUUUUGGAUAACUUUACACCACUCCUGGUGCAAAAAAUCAAGCAGUACAGCUUGGUUUGAUGGCUUGUAAUAAUCCAUCUUCCUCUUGAUUAUCUUUCAGAGUUUUUCAAUUUGGUAAAAUCAAAGAAACUCAUCAUUUUUAAGUGGUCUCUUAUUUUUUUUCCUGAGCUGUAUUUAAAUACCUUAUACAGGCUUUAGGGAGCUGCUAUGAAUAUGUGAGAAAAUCCCACUAGUUGCGGGAGAAGUGGUAUGUCUGUUAUUCAUCCAGUAAGCACAUUUGCUUUACACAAGUUUUGGAUAAACUUUUUUUCUGUCAUUUGUGUGUGUGUAUGUAUGUUUGUGUGUGUGUCUGACUUUUUGUAGUGGACAAGGCAAUUGCAGAGCCGGCUGGCGACUGACAGGUCCUCUGCUGCCAACAGGGAACUGUAGAAACAAAAUAAAGGCCUUCAAGAGCCCACAAGCUGUCCUGCUGUAAACUCUGACUGUUUUUUGUUGUUCUGUUGGACUCUCUGCAUUGAUAUCUCUCUGAUAUUGAUACCUACGACAAAUAUGCUAAUACAAGUCAUACAGUAUGCAUGCAAAAUGGAUCUUAAAGGAAAAACUUUAAUGGACAGGGAUUAAGCCUAGGUGUAGACUACAUUUUAUUUUUAAGCUGAAAAUGUCUAUUUGAAAUGCUGUGUAGUGCAAGACUAGGCUUAAUCCCUUUCUAGGAGUCUGGGAAAGUGUUCCAUCACUUUUUUGAUGUUCAAUUGUUGGGCCUGUCACAGUGAUUAUAUUUUUAACUUAUUGUAAAAUAUAUGGACAUUAUCUCAGUCAUUUUUGCUGACCUCAAUGUUGUGCGUUGAGAGCCACUAUGUCAACCUUACUAUGAUAUUUUUUCUACGUUUAAAUGUUAUAUUUAUAUUUUAUUUAUUUUUUUACCCUUUCAGUCAUUUUACCACUAAGAUAAAAGCAAGACAUGACUGUUCUAGAGCAUUAAUCUUUUCCACUUAACUCAAACGAAGACAAAAGCCUGAGAACCUGUGGUUUUAACAGCGUUUUUUCUGUUUUUUUUUUGUUGUUGUGUUUUCCAGUUCUUUUCCCUGGUUCUGCCAGUGCUAUAAACCAGACCCAGCUGAAAAUGCCACCUAAAAGUUUUGUCCUGCAGCUUUGUCCUGUUCUGUUUCUCAAAUCUCUCUCUCUUACUCACUCUCUCGCUUCAUCAAAGAUAAUCAAUGUGUGGAGAAAAAACAUUAAUUGCAGAUUUGCUUCGUUGACCUAUGGAUUCCAGCCAUCUACCGAAAUGCUAUUAUCUCUUUACUUUUCUCUUUGGCAUUUUGUCAGACUCUGUAGUUGAGAUUAUGUGGGCUUUUGCUGGCCGGACACUCACUUGUUAUUACUCAGUAGGCCAUGUGGUAAGGUAACAUAGAUGCACUAUAUGGACAAAAGUAUUGGGACACCUGCUCAUUUAUUUAUUUAUUUAUUUAUUUUUGCAUUUGAUGGUGCAAGAAACCAUUUCUAUUGUCCAGCAAGAUAUGACUCAAAAGUAUGGAUAUAUCAUUCAAUAGAACACAGUCCCACUGGUUUACAGAACAGUGUUGGGAGGAAUUAUAUCCCUUAAGCCACAGCCUGCAAAAAUUCUGGGCGGGUCGCGAACAGCUUGUAAAAAGUUUUGCAGUUUUGAUAUUUAAUCUUAUUCUAUAAAAGUCGGUUGUGACUUAAUAAUGUGAGAAAAUGUGGGUCCCGAGCUGAGACCAGUUGAGAACCCUUGCUCUAGACAGUUCUAUUCAAUUGGAGUGCAGCCUAUGCUGUGUUCUCUUUACUUUGGAGCUCGGAAACAGUUAAAUACUUUGGUGUUUUAUGGCAAAUCCAUUAAUUUUCAUUACAUUUACAUAAUUUAGCUGAUGCUUUUAUCCAGAGCCACUUACAAAGUUAUUUCUAUUACAGAGGUUGGCCAAUGUAAUGUGAGGAGUCUUUCCCAAGGGCUCUUUUUGGUGUAGCACACUAUAGUCACCCAGACCUGGAAUUAAACCCCAGUCUCCCACAUGGUAGCUCACUGGCAGGUGGUGGUGUUUUCCAUUGCACCACACCAACCACAUACAAACACAUCUCAGAUCAUCAUUAUUAGCAUUGAUCGUGAUACAGGUUUAUUUUGUAGUUGGUUUAAAGUGAUUUAAUGAGACACAAAUUGACAGAAUUGAGACACUGCUUUCUCUCAGCCCUAAAUUAGCUGAAUGCGUUAAUUAGAAUGGUGUUCACAAGCUUUUUGGCAUAUAGUGUAAGCAGUAGAAGCUCCACACGCCAGCAAAAGCCUGCAGUAAAGGACAGGAACUAGGAGCUAGUUUGAUUGUCAGUAGUUAGGGUUAGUCAUCCCUUUAGAAAUGAACUGUGAUUUGCUGUUGAUCUCCGAAUCAUGAACUCUUUGUUUUGUCUAUUUUUGAUGUUUCUGUGUGCUUUAUAGCGAAGCAGCCGACGUGAGUCGCUUGUUCAUAAAACUGCUAAUGAAACAUGAGAGCACAUCCCACUGGACAGCCGGCUGUGCUUGCUUACAAUUGGUUCAUGACUUAAAAAAUCAAGUUCAGGUGUGAUUCCUGAUGAGUCUAAAGCUCUGUCCCUGCUGGCUCCAGCCAAUGCUGUUGCAGGAUUGCUGCCAGGGGGUGGGCUUCUCCCCACACCCAAUCCAGUGCCAUCUAUUGGUGGUGUUCCUCUUGGCAGUCUGGGAGGGCCUGCCAUGGAUGCCAUGGCUGCACUGGGCAUGCCUGGACCCAAUAUGAACCCCCAGUCUUUGUCUGCAGAGCAGUUGAUGAAGCUGAUGGCAUCGAUAGAUCCCAAGUUGAACCCUAUGGCUGCUGGUUUAAAUCUAAACCCUGGGUUGAAGGCAGAUGCAUCGAACAAGGAGAUCGAGGAGGCCAUGAAGAGGGUGAGGGAGGCCCAGUCACUCAUCUCAGCUGCCAUUGAGCCUGGAAAUAAGAAAGAUGACAAAAGAAAGCAUUCAAGAUCAAGGUCAAGGUCACGAAGGAGGAGAUCAAGGUCUCGCUCCAAAUACAGACGCUCCAAGAGCCGCUCCCGGCGGAGGUCCCGCUCCAGGAGCAAGAGGAGGUCAAAGAGCCCCAGAAAGAGGAGAUCUCACUCCAAGGACAGAAGCAGACGUUCUAGAUCAAGGGAUAGAAGGAAGGAGGACAAGGGGAGGAAACGCUCUAAAACCCCGCCGAAAAGCUACAGCAGUGCCAGACGCUCCCGCAGCACCAGCCGACGCCACAGGAGGAGCCGCAGCAUGUCCCGCUCUCCAAAGAAGUCCAGAUCUCCCAAAAGGAGGCUCUCCAGAACUCCCUCUCCCAGGAGGCAUAAAAAGGAGAAGAAGAAGGAUAAGGAGCGGGACAGGGAUCGGGAGCGGGACAGGCGAGACGACCGCGACCGAAACCGAGAUAAGAGGGAACGUUCCACCAGCAAGAAGAGCAAAGACAAGGAGAAGGAGCGAGACCGCAAGUCUGAUGGAGAGAAGAGCGAUGUGAAGGUGACGAGGGAUUAUGAUGAAGAGGAGCAGGGCUAUGACAGCGAGCGAGAGGAAGAGCAGGAGAGGAGUUCAGACGUGGCUUCGUCUCCUCAGGCGGCCGGGCUACAGGCCGACAGCGCUGAUGACGCAGGGAGAGGGGAGUCUGACGGCCCCAGCGACGAGCAGCAGGACGAGGACAUGGACAUGAGCGACUGACCUCAGCAGAGAUCGCUUCCACGUUUUCUCUCCUUAUAUUUCUGGACAGUUUGGAUUUGAGUGGCUGCUCUUUGAUCUGAUUGGUGGAAAAGUGCGAGAGCAUCUUUACCAGAAUCUCCAGAGCGCAUACCUCUAAUUACUCUUAUCUCCAUUCUCUCUGUAAACUACUGUACUCACCAGUGAAACUCUUUCUGAAUCUUUAUUACCUACACUUCUUCAGCGUUUUAGAGCCUUUCCUCCAGCCGGCUGUCCUCGUCUGAUACGGAAUGGUGUUCUUCUGUAGAUUAGACACUUCCUCACACAAACGACUACAUCACUACAUCAUUUGUAAGCUCUCUGUUUCUGGUUCUUUGCGUUACAGAAGAAACGGCCGCUCCAGCGCUCACAGAAAUCAGGUCGUGUUUGAAUUCUGUUUUUUUAAUGGUUAUGAUCAGGCCUCCGGCUAACGGUUGACACUUCUUUUUUUUUUGCUGUUGUUUGACGUCUGAGAAUGUUUGCAGAGAUAGUAAGGAAUAAAAUAUAAUUUACAGCUGUUUUAUUUGUAACUGGUAAUAAUACUACUGGCCACUGAUGUUGGAAACUUUCUUUAGUUUAAAAGAUUUAAAGGUUAUUGCUGUUCACUCAAGUUUAUACAUUCAUCUUUCCUGUCCUCAUAGAUUGUAGAUUAUUUGGAGAAUGGUUAUCUGCAUUGUUUGUUUGUUUCAAUUCAAAAUGGAAAAUAAAUCUUCAACUCUUA
Molecule: messenger RNA, 4764 nt
Organism: Astyanax mexicanus (Mexican tetra)
Lineage: Eukaryota; Metazoa; Chordata; Actinopteri; Characiformes; Acestrorhamphidae
Gene: srsf11
Product: serine and arginine rich splicing factor 11
Exons: 11
Coding region: 3051-4028 (325 amino acids)
Cellular component (GO): nucleoplasm
Molecular function (GO): RNA binding
Source: RefSeq, a predicted model, not a curated record